UGCGAUAUCCAGGAAGUUGCCUACAGAAGGUGAACUCACAGAAACAAAUAUAGCUAGUUAGCUAGCUGGUUAGGUCGCUACAGCUAACCGUUUUGCCUAUUGCGGAGAUAUAUGUCACUGUCUUUUGUUGCUUCAUUUCAUUACUUUAAUAUUCGGUGUUAAGUAAUCACAGUAAGGACUAUUACAAAAAGUCUAAAGUAAAAAUAACGUUAGCUAGUUAGCUAGCUAAGUCGAUACAGCUAGCUAGCUGUUCGUGUUUUUCCUUGUAUGUCCGGUGUGACAUCAUUUCACGACGAAGUUCAACGGAAAACAGCAGUGAAGGCUACCAAUGGCGGACGACUUUGAUAUCGAGGCCAUGCUCGAAGCUCCUUACAAGAAGACUUGCCUAAUGAUAUCUCACCUCUACUUCCCUGAAUACACCUUUGAUUCCAGUGUGAACUGUGAAAAAAGACGAGAUGUGAGACAGAGAUGGCAUCGCGCUCUCACAGUCCGACCGCUCUAAUGGGGUGAAGAUCUCGUGGAAUGACACGGCCUCAACUGUGGGAAUCCCUUUAGCGACCCUGCCCUUAGCAGCAAGCUUUAGGCUUAAGAUAGCAGGGAUGACAGCAAGUCCUCUAGUGCAAAUGGCCAUGAUGAGCACAGCAGGAAGAAAAAAACAUGGUCGCAGCCGGAGUCGCAGUGCGAGUGCAGAGAGGCGCAGGAGCAGGAGCAAGGAGCGCCGGAAGAGCCGGGAGCGGCGCAAGAGCCGCAGCCGUGAGAGGAAGCGCUCACGUAGCAGAGAGCGCCCCCACUCUGACUCUCGCACUCACGAACGACACGGCCGCUACCGUGGCCGCAAGAGUCCCUAUUUGGGCCCGAAAUUUAACGGUGGUCCUGGAGGGAAGAGUGGCCCACCUCAUGCCACCAAACUAAGUCGCAGGCGUUCUCGAAGCAAGAGCCCCACAAAGAGAGACAAAAGCCCCAUCAGGCAGCCAAUUGACAAUCUCAGCGCAGAGGAGAGAGAUGCCCGCACUGUGUUCUGCAUGCAGCUGGCUGCCAGGAUCCGACCCAGAGACUUGGAGGAGUUCUUUUCUGCCGUGGGCAAAGUGCGUGAUGUGAGGAUGAUUUCAGACAGGAACUCACGCAGGUCCAAGGGCAUUGCCUACGUUGAAUUUGUGGAGGCGACAUCUGUGCCGCUGGCCAUCGGGCUGACGGGACAGAAGCUACUGGGGGUGCCCAUCAUUGUCCAGGCAUCACAGGCCGAGAAGAACCGGGCGGCAGCGGCCGCCGCUGCCAGUAUCCUGCAGAAGGGCAGCGCGGGGCCCAUGCGACUCUACGUUGGCUCACUGCACUUCAACAUCACGGAGGACAUGCUCCGAGGCAUCUUCGAGCCGUUCGGCAGGAUUGAGAGCAUCCAACUGAUGAUGGACAGUGAGACAGGCAGGUCCAAAGGCUACGGCUUCAUAUCAUUCGCUGACGCUGAGUGCGCCAAGAAGGCCCUGGAGCAGCUGAAUGGCUUUGAGUUGGCUGGCCGGCCCAUGAAGGUGGGCCACGUGACGGAGCGCUCGGAUGGCUCCUCGGCAAGCUCCUUCCUGGACAACGAUGAGCUGGAGCGCACGGGCAUUGACCUGGGCACUACGGGCCGCCUGCAGCUCAUGGCUCGCCUCGCAGAGGGUACAGGCCUGCAGAUUCCCCCUGCUGCACAACAGGCCCUGCAAAUGACCGGCUCCAUUCCGUUUGCUAACUUGCCUGGAGCGACCCCUGCCUUGAUCCCCAGCCCUGCGAUGAACCAGGCCAUGAACCUUCCCACACAACCACUGGCCACCCACUGCCUGCAGCUCUCCAACAUGUUCAACCCUCAGUCAGAAAAUGAACCUGGCUGGGACUCAGAGAUUCGGGAUGAUGUCAUAGAAGAGUGCAACAAGCAUGGAGGCAUCAUACACAUUUAUGUAGACAAGAACUCUCCCCAGGGUAACGUGUAUGUGAAGUGUCCCUCCAUCCCCGCCGCCAUGGCUUCUGUGAGCGCCCUGCAUGGACGCUGGUUCGCAGGCAAAAUGAUCACAGCUGCCUAUGUGCCCCUCCCCACCUACCACAACCUUUUCCCAGACUCGGUCACAGCCACACAGCUACUGAUGCCCACGCGGCGGUGAUCCAUCCACCUUGUGUAUAUCUACUCUCCCUGGAAACACCCACAGACCCAUAAACCCAUGAACCUGUUCAGUUGUCCGAUGAGGGGUCAGCUAGUCUAGGUCAGUAAAGCCAGUGAAGAACUGGAAGCCCACUGACCCACACUGACUGCGUCUUGGGCUCUUCCUAACCAGUUUUGAAGGAGAUUUUGAAGAUUUUUUUUUUAAAAAAAAAACAGCGUUCUUAUCUUUUCAGUGCACUUGGAGCAUUGGGCAUGCCUAGUGACGUAGAACACAGCUUGCUUAAGUUUUCAAACAAGGCUUUUCUUUCAAACAAGGCUGAUCUUCAUCCUGUAUAUAUUAGGCUUGUUGUCAUGGUCUCGAGACUCUGUGACUCUUACGAGUAUUUUUGUGAAGUUGGUGUACACAUGACAGAACUGAAGGGUUGUUGCCCCACCCCCAUCAUAACCCCAUCAAGCUGUAUUUGAUGUACUUGGAUAUCGGAGAACACUUUACAUUUAUAGCCUUUUGUAAUCAAUCUUUGGUCAAUUUUGUACAGAAACAUGAUUAAAAUUGCUUUGAAAAUAA
Molecule: messenger RNA, 2693 nt
Organism: Electrophorus electricus (electric eel)
Lineage: Eukaryota; Metazoa; Chordata; Actinopteri; Gymnotiformes; Gymnotidae
Source: RefSeq, a predicted model, not a curated record